AUGAAAAAUAGAAUAAAAAGAUUAUGGGCUAUUAGUACAUUGUCUAGAUUAUUUUACACACUACAAUGUUAUUUAGCUCACAAGAUAUUACCCAAUUUUGACAAAUCAUCAGAUUACUUUCUUAAAAAAUGGGAUUCUUUUUAUUUUACUAAUAUUAUGGUAAGUGGAUAUACAGCUGAACACCAUAUAGCAUUUUUCCCUUUAUUGCCUUUACUAGGUAGAUACUUUAGUAUAUUUUUGGGAUACAAGUUCGGAGCUUUUAUUUUUAACUUAAUAUUAUUUUAUGCUAAUACUUUUCUUUUAAAUGAAAUUUUAAAUUAUUUUGUAAGUUAUAAAAUAUCCAAGUAUAGUACCUAUUUCUUUAUUUUUAAUCCUGCCUCUAUAAUAAUGAUAGCAUUUUAUACUGAAACAUUGUUUAUGUUCUUAUUUCUUCUAUGUGUGUACGGUUUAUUAAAUAAGAAAAAAUUAAUGCCAGUAUUUAUGAUAUCAUUGUCAUGUCUUUGUAGGUCUAAUGGCAUAUUAUUUUUAAUAUUGGUUUUAGACAAUAAUAUAUUUACAAAUUUUUUGUAUAUUUUAGUAGUCUGUAUACCUAUAAGUGUUUACCAAGUGUACUGCCUAUCUAAAAUUUUUCAGUCACAAUAUCUAAAUCAAGUAAAAAGUCAAUCUUUAGAUGAUCUCAUUGGUAAAAAAUUACAUUUAAAAUUAUUUGUACCAUAUUCUUAUGUACAGCAGAAAUAUUGGAAUCAAGGAUUUCUAAAGUUUUAUACUUUAAAUAACUUGUCUAAUUUUCUUAUUGGUAUUCCAUUUGUAUUAUUUUCUUUUUAUAUUAUUUAUAUUGGUUUUAAUAUUAAAUGGAAGAAUAAUAAACUAUGCCAGAAAUUAAUAUUUAUAUUAGGAAUACAGACACUUAUGUCUGUAUUCUUUCUUCAUUUAAAUAUGUAUUUUAGAUUUAUAAGCUAUAAUCCGGUUGUAUAUUUAAUAAUGGGAUAUUUAUAUAAAGAGAGAAAAAAUAAGAUUAUAAAACUUUAUAUGAGGUUUUAUUUGGCAUUCAGUGUUGCAUAUGCUGUAUUAUUUGGUGCUUUUUAUCCUCCUGCAUGA
This is a messenger RNA of Vairimorpha ceranae, 1098 nucleotides long. Its product is annotated as integral membrane protein. Bases 1 to 1098 code for a protein of 365 amino acids. Gene Ontology annotation, biological process: GPI anchor biosynthetic process. Gene Ontology annotation, cellular component: endoplasmic reticulum membrane; mannosyltransferase complex. NCBI's taxonomy places the organism in Eukaryota, Fungi, Microsporidia, Nosematidae. Gene Ontology annotation, molecular function: alpha-1,6-mannosyltransferase activity; GPI mannosyltransferase activity. The record is from RefSeq and is a predicted model, not a curated record. The transcript has a single exon.